AUUGAACACCUUGUUUUCAAAGAGAUUGUUGCUUCUGAAUUGGUAGUUUUUAUUGAUGGUGUAAUGUGGUUCAGUAAUACCAUACUGUAUUGGGUGUUUUUUUAUUUUCUUAUUUCUGCCUUUGUGGUUCAAGAAUGCAGUACUGUAGACUUGGUGUAUUGUUCCAACAGUGCAAAUUGUCUUCCACUUUCUUACUGUACUACACUUAAGCUUAGCUCAGAACUCCAGUAUUGUAGAUGGGGUGGUGGAGAAUCUUUUAUAUGUUGCCCUAAAAUUCAUACAUUUUCAGAAUGUGGAGUAUUGUCAUCCUCUUUUGAACACGACAUGUUAGCAGCUGUAGUAGGUGGUUUUUCAGUCAGAACUGCAAAAUCUGCUCCAUGGAUGGUUGCAGUGGGAGAACAACUGAAUCCUUUACAACUGGAAUGGUUCUGUGGUGGCAGUCUAGUAUCAAAAAACAGAGUUCUUACAGCAGCACAUUGUGCUGAGCGUAGGCGAGCUGAUAUUGUUCGAGUAGGGGAACUUGAUUUCCUCAGUUCUGAUGACAGUGCCUUCCCCCAAGAUGUAUCUGUUGUUGGUGUUGUUAAACAUCCUCAAUAUAAGGCUCCAAGUUUUUAUUUUGAUAUUGCAAUUUUGAAAUUAAAAAAUGAUGUGACAUUUAAUGAUUAUGUGAAACCAAUAUGCCUACCAAUGUCGAAUAGUAAGGAAAAUUAUGAAGGAACAAUUGCUAUGGUAACUGGAUGGGGACGAGUUUUGGGUGGUAAAAGGAGAUCAACCCUACAGGCUGUUCAAGUAACAAUUGUCAAUAACAACAAUUGUUCAGAAUUGUAUAUGAGGCCUGAUGUUAAGCAUUUCCAUUAUCCCAAUGGAAUCAUUAGUUCCCAAUUAUGUGCAGGACAUUCUAAUGGAGGUAGAGAUGCAUGUCAGGGGGACUCUGGAGGACCUCUUGUAAUAGUGGAAAGUGGUAUUCACAUAUUGAUUGGUCGGCGGUUGGACUCGUCCCUAGCUGAUCCAGCUCGUUUCCUGAAGGUCGUGCAAGAACACGCUAGGGAGCCUAGCGUCAUGCCCACACCAGCAAUUAAAGUGUUGGCGCUUGCUUCAAACGUACGGCGAAGAUGUUACCGUAUCACUUGCUACUCUUCAAGAGGUAUUACAAACAACGUUGCGAACGAAGAAGUGAUUGCUAAACCUUUACAAUCUGCUCGGCCAUUCAAGGAGAUACCUGGACCGACGUCAUUUCCUUUAAUAGGGACAUUACUGAAUUAUCUUCCCGUUUUGGGUAAAUAUGACUUUGAUAGAUUACAUAGGAAUGGUAUGCUUAAAUUACAAGAAUUUGGUCCUUUAGUUCGAGAAGAGAUUGUACCAGGAACCAAUAUUGUUUGGGUAUUUACUCCACAGGAUAUAGAAACAGUAUUUCGUUGUGAGGGUCGAUACCCAUUUCGUCGAAGUCAUUUAGCUGUAGAUAAAUACAGAAAAGAUCGACCAGAUUUAUACAACUCGGGAGGCCUUUUACCUACAAAUGGUGAUAAAUGGUAUGAACUUCGAAGUACAUUUCAAAAAGCUUUAAGUCGGCCCCAAAAUAUAAGGUUGUAUGUGCAAGGAUCUGAUCAUAUUCUACAACAAUUUAUGGAUGUAAUAAAAUCUAGAGGGAAUUUAUCGACAGAGGAUUUUGUUCCUUAUCUGUCUCAUGUAUUUCUAGAAUUGGUUGGCCUUGUCGCAUUUGAUGCUGAGUUGGAAGGAUUAACAGAAGCAGGUUUGCAACCAGACUCUUUGGCAUCACAAUUGAUAGAUGCUGCUGAGACAGCAAAUGGAUGCAUUGUAGCUUUAGAUAAUAGUCUUCAGUUAUGGCGAUGGAUUGAAACUCCAUUAUACAAAAAACUGAAAAGAUCACAUGAAAUUAUGGAGAGAAAACAUGAUUACAGAGUUGCUGUCACUCUUGUCAAUCGUAAAAAGUCUCUUAUCGAAUCUCAAAGAUUGACCGAAAAUAAACAGCCAUCUUUACUUGAAAUAUACCUCUCAGAUCCUAAAAUAUCGGUGAAAGAUAUAGUAGGAAUGGCAGUAGAUAUGAUUCUUGCUGGAAUGGAUACAACAUCCUUCUCUUCUAGUUUUGCCCUGUAUCAUUUGGCCACAAAUCCUAAUUGUCAAAAAGCAUUACAACAAGAGUGCCGUGAACUACUGCCUACCCAAGAAUCUCCUGUUACAUUGGAGGUGUUGGACAAAGCUCAGUAUACUCGUGCUGUCAUCAAAGAAUCUCUGAGAUUGAAUCCAGUUUCUGUUGGAGUCGGUCGCAUCCUCCCUGAAGAUGUAAUCUUAAGUGGUUAUCAUGUUCCCAAAGGGACAAAUAUUGUUACUCAAAAUCAAGUGGCAUGUAGAUUAUCUGAAUAUUUUCCUAACCCAAACAGUUUUAUACCAGAACGUUGGAUCAAAUCAAGUUCUUUAUUUCAAAAACCACAUCCAUUCCUUCUUUUGCCCUUUGGGCAUGGUCCAAGAUCUUGUAUUGCACGUCGCCUAGCUGAACAAAACAUGCAUAUGUUAUUUCUAAAGAUCUUCCGAAAUUAUGAUGUUAAGUGGUGUGGUGGAACUUUGGAUUGCAGAUCGCUUCCUAAUAAACCUGAUCAACCUCUGUUGUUAUCAUUUAAAUCUGUGGAUUAUUAAUGGUCUUAAAUGAGAAUAUCAAAAGACCACACUUUGUGGAAAGGGUAAUAAAAAUAAUAUGAAGGUGCAAGGAAAAACAAAAGAGUUUUUAAAAAUAAAUAAAAAUAUUUUUGCUUUGUGGAUACAUUUUAUUAAUGAAUACUGUCUGCAUUGAUUUUUACUUUUUAAUAAAAGAGCAUUUGAAAAUA
Messenger RNA from Gryllus bimaculatus (two-spotted cricket), 2840 nucleotides. Lineage: Eukaryota; Metazoa; Arthropoda; Insecta; Orthoptera; Gryllidae. The record is from the annotation of a GenBank genome assembly.